Phyllotreta striolata is the source of this 5693-nucleotide messenger RNA. Lineage: Eukaryota; Metazoa; Arthropoda; Insecta; Coleoptera; Chrysomelidae. The record is from the annotation of a GenBank genome assembly.
GAAAUUUUCAGUUAGUCGAAGAGAUGUAGCAUAACGAUCGAGAUCGCAAGAUGGAUCGUUUUCGUUUUUAUUAAAUGGUAGUGUAUAGUUGGUUUACGUUUAUGUUGGGAAUUGGUAGCUUCAAAUAGCGCGAUACAAUCCGAAUUGGUAUUGGAUCAAUUGGUAGUUGUGGUGCAGCUCCAGUUUGGUGGUUUUCGAAUCGGCUAGUUACCGAACGGAGAUGCAUAGAAGUGGAAUAUAUCCGUCGAGUCGAGCCGAGAACUAGAACCAAAUCAGGUCUACCCGUGUAACGCGACCUGCGUGCGAGAGCGGCGAUUGGCCGCCGCGGUCACGUGCCAGCGACUACACGUUACACGUCCGCUAUUCUACCACGGCAACUUGUUCGUCGGUGUUGUGCUUUUUUUUUGUUAUUGUCACGGCAUCUUGGUCUUCGGUUCGUUGUGUUUGUGUAUGUGUGUGUGUGUACGAGCGCGCGCGUGUUGCCAUAGCGAGCCGACCUCGACGCGUACGAUACAAAUAAAUAGAGAGCACGGGGGCCCGGAUGCACCGGAGCGCCGGAGAAGGAACGACCAACGGCGACGGGGCUGAAGGUGGCGGAAUCGGAGUCGGUUUUCGGUGUCGGAUAGUGGCGAAUGGUGCGUGUGGUGUGCAAGAUGGAAGAGAUCGCGUUCAGCGAUUGGCCGGGGCAACCUGUGGAUUUGAAUUCGGGGAACAACCCGUGGUUGCCGGCGUACGGGUUCGCGGCGCCCUCGGUGUUGCUGGAGCGCGACGAUUUCAACGGGAAUCCAGAUGCUGAUUACUUCCUCCACGGUGGCUUCAAUCACUACGCCUAUUUGGAGACGAUAUUGGAGGAGACGUCCGAUGACCUGCGAUCGGAGAGCGACGCCGAUUCGAGGGCGUCCCCCGCAGGGUGGCUGGCGACCGACUCGGAAACGGGCUCCGUCAUUUGCAUCGAUCCACCCGACGAUGCGGAUGGCGAUUCGGACAGAGAGCUGGCCUGUCCGGCGAAGCGCAGGAAACAGGAGUUGUACCUGUGCCUGCCGGCCGUCGACGACGACCUGAGCUCUUUGAGCCGCUCCAGCAGCCUGUUGCAAUUCGAAACGCUCGAAAAACAGUGCCAGGAGGCGUGCUCGACGUCGCCCGGCGUCUACUCGCAAUUCUCCUUCGACUUGGAAUCGAGAAAGCCGCCCGAAGAGGACGAAUCGGACUAUUACAAAACGAUCAAAAUCGACGUGCCGACGGUGAGAAAGCGCCGCAGCGACGACAGCCUGUCGUUGAACAGAUCCUCCGGAUCGGAUACCAGCGAGAGCGACGUCAUCGAUAUAUCCAGAUCCUUCGAUAAUCUCAAACCGUGGAGGAGUUUCGAUAGUUUGCAAGUGAACAAAAACGGCGGCAAAGAGAAUAAGACUUCGGCGGAGAAUUUGAGCGAGGACAGCGGCUACGGCGAGCACUCGAUCAAAUUGUAUACCAACGGAUACAGGUCGAAAGAUGAGCACAGGUCGUUUAAUAUGAAAUGCCAUCCGGAAAAGAGGAAUUCUUACGUUGGAUUUCCCGCUUACGACGGUGAUAUACUCCAAGAGCACUUCAACGGCAACUUCGGCGUGAGCUACCACGAUCUGACCGUCCUCAAGGACCGCGAUACGGACGUGUUGAAUACGGCCCGAUUGAUCGAGUCGCUGGCGAAGGGCAAAAAACGUCAGGCGAACGACGUCUCCGUCGCGUUAAAUAUAGAGCCGCACGGGAAUGCGGCUAAUUUCGAAUCUAAUUUUAAAUCGUCGUCGACCAGCGAACCGAAUUUGCCUGAAGUCGAUCGUCAGUCGCGCCCGUCCACGGCCAGCAUUUGCGUCUGCAGCGUGCCGAAGGACCUGAAUCUCGUCGGCGGUUUCGAUUUCGAUUUCGACACGAAACCGCCCUCAUCGGUGGCGGCGAAGGACUGGAACCUGGCCGAUUUUCGACCGGGCGAGUGCAACGACGCCCCGGUCGCGGCCAAAAUGGGCGAUUUCAAGCGCGAAAGCAGCUACGCCGAGGCCAUGGCGAACAGCAAUUACAAGCGCGAAGGCAGCUACACCGAAGCGAUGACCAAUCGAGUGGACCUCAGCGACGACGAGCACAGUUUGUACAACAGAAACAAACCGAAACUACCGAAAUCUACGAUAGUCGAAUUCGACAAGCAAGUACUCAAAGCCAUAUCGGAGCAAAGCAUACAAAGCCUCAUCAACAGCAAUCAAAACCUGCAAGAUAUUUACAUCGAACAACGUACCCCAAUCGUAUCGACGCCUAAACGUAACGUCGUAAGUACACCUAACUUAUCGAUCGAACGAGACGACGAGCAACCCCUACAAAACCCCAGAAAGAGCAGCGCAACGUUAAAAUCGAGCCCCAGCAGCAGCAGCAGCAACAGCGCGGAGAAGCUACCGUCGUUGGGCAGCUUCAGCGGCUCGCUGAACUCCAAAGGCGUCCACUUCUCGCCGGUGGUGUCCGAGGUGAAUUGGCGCGACGACAGCGUCUCCACGGUGACGCCCGACAGGGAGUCGAGCUGCAGCUUGGGCGACGGUUCGACGCCGGAGCGGCCGUCGCUCCGGCGACGCGUCGUCAAAUCGAAGUCGGCGAGGCUGUCGUGCUCGCAGCCGGAGCUGUCCGACGGGGAGACCUCCAAGCGGGAGUUCCUGCGGUCGCUGAGGAGCCUGCGGGAGGAUCUGAGCAAGAGCCAGCCGGAGGUCGCCAGGUUCAGGCGGAGAGGUAGCCAGCUGGUGAAGAAGGACAAGGACGGCUCGGUGAUCAAAGCGUACGUCGAUCGCGACGGCAUCCAGUACAAGCACACGCACUUGGACGCCGGCUACGGCGAGGCGGCGGCGCCCCCCGCGCUCGCCGGCGCCCCCACGGGCGAUCGCAGCGCCCCGGACGGGCGCUCGCCCGUCCCUCGGACUCGACAGCCAGUCGGUGCGAUGGAAGUAGGCGAUGCGCACGGCGACGUCGCGCGCGUCGCGCUCAAAGACGCGAAGCGAUCGAAGGCCACGGGGAAGCUGGGCGGGUUCUUCUCCAGGCUGGCCGGCUUCAGGUUCAGCUUGAGGAAGGGCGCCGACGAGGCCAAGGGGAAGACCAGGAAGAAGGGCGGCGGCGGUGGCGGCGGCGUCGCGACGGUCGUCGGGAACGCGCCAGUUUCAGGCGCCACGAUGGCACCCCAUCAACAACGCCUCGCCACCAAAUCGGACUACAUCUACAUCCCCCUGAAGGGCCCGACCGGCGCCAAUCCGACAUCGCAUUCGAACGCGACGCGGCCCAACCACCAGGACCCCGCCGUCCGUCCUCCGCCGUCGGCGGCGACGGCGUCGCUGGCGUCGAAGCCGCCCCUGCCGAAGCAGCCGCCGCGCGUCGUCCACGCCAGCGUGAAACCGUCGGCGCACGCCGCCCCCGGCGACAGCCGGCAACACCGUCGACGGACUAUCGAUUCGACCGCCGGCGGGCCGCUGUCCAUGGAGCCCAUGGGGCUGAUCGAGACCGAUUUGGACACGGAGGUUACCGUCAUCACGAGCGGCGCCAAUGCGAAGACCAGGAGCCUGCUCGACCUGGGGCCGCAACCCCGCAGGCUGACGCUCGCCGUCGACCGAGAGGGCGACGACCAGCACCGGACCAGGCCGCACAAGUCCAUGGAGUUUCUGCUCGACAAACAGAACCUCAAGGUGGUCGAGCCACCUGAAAAUGAACUACAAAAAGGGGAGAGAGUAAUGUCUGAGCAUCAAUUGAGAGUGCAGAGAUCCCUACAAAAAUUGACGUUACCCGAUUGGUACAAGCAAUCGCCGGUGGCGCGCGAGGGCUUCCUCCUCAAGAAGCACUCGCCGCGAGAGUCGCGAUGGAACGGCACCGGCGGCGGCGGCGGCGGCGGCGGUAGCAAGACGACGUCGUUGAGCAGCCUCGGCUCGACCGCCGCCUUCUCGCCGGCGAUCAGCCCGACGCCGCUCAGCCAGCCGUUCGUCCGAUGGUCGACGUCCAAGCUCAAUUCGACGGCGUCGUCGCCGUGCGCCUCGACGCGCAGCAGCUUCAACGCCCCGCGCCAAGCGAACGGCGGCGUCUCGCCGUCGGCGUCGGUGCGGUCGAGCUUCAGCUACCGGCAACCGUACUUGGGCUGGCGGUCGCAGGAGCGGCUCAGCAGGCCGCGCACGCCCGCCGAACGGCUGGCCAGCUCGCUGUUGGCGGCGCGGCCGCCGCCGCCGCCUCAAGAGAGUCCCGAGAUACAGACGAGCAUCAAGGAGGUGACGUCGGCCAUCGUGCACUACGUGAGCGGGCUGCGGCCGCAGGAGGACCAGGACGGGACGGGGCGAAGGUCGAGCUCGGCCAGUCCGAGGGGUAGCCAGAAAUUGUGUUGGUUGGAGAGCUCGUUCGUGGGAACGAGGCCGUUGGAUUCGCCGCAGACGCCGGUCACGUUGACCGAAAGCCAAAGUCAUACGCCCGCGCCCGUCGCCUCGUCUACCAAACUUAGGCUAGAUUUGCAAACGCAUAACGAUCUAUCUCUAUUAGCGGCCACCACGACGGCGCAAAAACCAUCGCCCGGUUCGACCACGCUGGAGGACGUCUUGGACUCCCUGCUGGGCCUCCCGUCGACCGGCCGAGCUCCCAGUCCCAGUCUCCAAGAGACGGUAUCAGCUAAUACCAGCCCGUGCCAUAAGGUCGAACAUCCCUCGGAGCAGUUCCGGCGUCGGUCCGAAGGCAGCGAACCAGCGUCGAAUUCGAACUCGAACUCCAGACGGGCGUCGUUGGCGUCGUCGCCGGUGCUCCGCUGUCGCUACGCCCGCUGCGCCCGGACGGUCCCGGCCUCCUCCACCGAGGCGACAGCCUUCAAGAACUGCCACAACUGCUCGUACGCGUACUGCUCGCGCGCCUGCAGGCGCGCCCACUGGGAGAAGCACCGCAAGACCUGCCUCUUCUCGCGGAUCGGCGCCCUCUGCCGGCAGGUGAUCGCCGCCUCCAAGGAGCAGCGCGACGCGCUGUCGCACCUCAGCAAGAUGGCCCGCCGCGGCUACCUCUCGCACGGCAUCGGCGCCGUCAAGUGCUUCUUCCCGACGCCGGAGGCGGCCGAAGGGUUCCUCGGCGACGGCCUGCCCGGCCUCGGCGAGCUGACGUACGUCCGCUGGCAGGACCUCCUGCCGUCGGAGAUGGGGCCGCAGCUCUACGCCGAGUUAGUGAAAAUGUGCAAGACCUACAAUCCCGACACCAGGCUGGUGUUGUACGUGUCGAUUUGCGUCGUCAGCGAAUCGCCGGCGUCCGGUUCGGUGAAAUGGGAACGGCAGCUUGUGUCUAGAUGCGCUAAAAUGAGACUGAGCAAGGACGUGCACGUGCCGGCGGCGGACGCCGCCGAGGGCGCCGAGACGCUCGUGUUGACGUCGCCGCCGGUCGCCGAGACGGCCGAUCCGGCGACGGUGAAGGCGAUCAGGGAGGCGACCAUAGCGAAUUUGCAGGUGCACUUGAAGCGCCGCGGGGUGCAGCUCAAGAAACAACAGCCCGAUAUAUACAAACGGUUGUUGGAUUAUUGCGAGGACGUUAGUAAGAAAUUCACGCCGAUUACUAUGUACCCGAAAGACAGCGUUUCGGGUAAGAAUUUGAUGUGCAUCAUCAUGGUCGAAUCGAACGAAGAGAGCGUUAAAGAGGUGGAAAACGCCGGCGUUAGGGUCAAAACUAUCGACUUGUUGAACGACUGA